Molecule: messenger RNA, 1651 nt
Organism: Seriola aureovittata
Lineage: Eukaryota; Metazoa; Chordata; Actinopteri; Carangiformes; Carangidae
Product: 1-acyl-sn-glycerol-3-phosphate acyltransferase delta-like
Exons: 8
Coding region: 476-1609 (377 amino acids)
Cellular component (GO): mitochondrial outer membrane; endomembrane system
Molecular function (GO): 1-acylglycerol-3-phosphate O-acyltransferase activity
Source: RefSeq, a predicted model, not a curated record
CAAAAUGAGGUUAAAAUAAGGUAAAGGCAAAAAGAAAACAUUUCGUUUAUUUCCUGUAUGUCUACGGAAACCCAUUAGGUUAAGCAUGCAUCAGAAUUACUUAACAGUUCAAAUGUGAAGGUAAGAUCUCAAUAGUCCAUGUAAUGGUUUCAAAACCACACACAAACAUGCCAAAGAUCUAAAGUCAGUGGAUCACCAGCAAAAAAAGGCAGGGCUGAUGUUAACAGCACUAUAAAGUCUCUCUUUAUACUACAAGUGAUGCUGGAGUUUUGACCUCUUAGAAGUUGAUCUUCAUGUAAGAGCAGGCUGAGUGCUGUAAGGGCAGUUACUGUCACACCUUAGGUCAACACUAGGCUUGAUAGGUGUGUUUGACAGAGCUGAGUGAUACAGUAUCUCGUACCAUUGAGUCAAGUGUGUGUGACACGAGGAAGUGGUUGUGUUUUAAUGCUUUAAGCUGUGCAACUUUGACAGAACAAUGGGCGUCCUGCAGCUGCUGAAGUCACAGUUCUUGUGUCACCUGAUGAUUUGCUACGUGUUCCUGGUCAGCGGCCUCAUCAUCAACCUGCUGCAGCUCUGUACUCUACCUCUGUGGCUGGUCAGUAAACAGCUGGCCCGCAGGAUCAACAUCCGACUGGCCUACUGCGUCAGUAGCCAGAUGGUAGCCGCCCUGGAGUGGUGGUCUGGGACAGAAUGCACGCUCUACACCGACCCAAAGAGUUAUCCACUGUAUGGAAAUGAGAAUGCAAUUGUGGUUCUCAAUCACAGUUUUGAAAUAGACUUCCUGUGUGGCUGGACCUUCUGUGACAGAUUCGGAGUCCUGGGGAGCUCAAAAGUUUUAGCCAAGAAGGAGUUGGCGUAUGUGCCAAUCAUCGGUUGGAUGUGGUACUUCCUGGAGAUAGUUUUCUGCAAGAGGAAAUGGGAAGAAGACCGAAGGACGGUGGCUCAGAGUCUUCAGAACCUGCGGGAUUACCCAGAAAACUACUGGUUCUUGCUUUACUGUGAAGGAACACGCUUCACACCAAAGAAGCACCAGGUCAGCAUGCAGGUGGCUGAGAGCAAAGGUCUUCCCAAACUGAAGUACCAUCUUCUGCCCAGGACCAAAGGAUUCUGGGUAACUGUCCAAAACCUCAGAGGAACUGCUGCGGCUGUUUAUGAUUCCACACUGAACUUCAGAAACAACGAAUCACCAACCUUGCUUGGAAUUCUCAAUGGGAAGAAAUAUCAUGCAGAUUUAUAUGUGAGGAGAAUCCCGCUAGAGAUGAUCCCAGAGGAUGAGGCAGAGUGCGCUGCUUGGCUCCACAAACUCUGCCAGGAAAAGGAUAGCUUUCAGGAGCACUACACACAGACAGGGUGUUUCCCUGGCCCCACAGUGAGCCCUCCACGCCGACCCUGGUCCUUGAUCAACUGGUUAUUCUGGUGCUGCUUGCUGCUCUACCCUCUGGGCCUACUACUGACUCAACUCUUCAGCUCUGGAUCGAUGCUCUCCAUCUUAGCUUCUGUGGCUCUCUGCUCUGCAGCCUCACUGGGAGUUCGCUGGAUGAUUGGCCAGACUGAGAUUGACAGAAGCUCUAACUAUGGGAAUAAGGAGGUUCCUCUAAACAAACACUAAGCAGUCCUGACCUUCACUGAUCUGUCUAAAUGUUGUAAAGUG